Molecule: messenger RNA, 1672 nt
Organism: Amoebophrya sp. A25
Lineage: Eukaryota; Dinophyceae; Syndiniales; Amoebophryaceae
Source: the annotation of a GenBank genome assembly
CUCACCAGAACCAGAUCUCCGACAAAGUCCUCUCUGGUCUCAGCUUCGGAAUUUGUUUUUUGGGUUCCUAACCAGAGGUGGACAAUGGCGGUCGGAUUUGGAGCAUGCUUGCUUCCUAGCCUGCUCACUAGCCAUGCCAUUGCUGUCUAUGUUGGAAGUACGGAGAAAGAUUUUUGCUCUCGAAGAUGGACGGGCAGGCCCUCCUCUUAGGGGUAGAAUAAAUACGCCCAGCAGAGGUGAAGCGCAUUGUGAAGAUGAAUUAGACUUGACGGCACACGAUUACGAGACUUACACAAAACUUCAAGACAUCUAUGCCGAAGCGUUCUACCAGUUUGACACUGCGUUAAAUCUUGGCGCCAUGAAGCUUUUAGAGAAUGCGGCUGAUAAAGGAGCGGCUUUUGUGAAUACGUUUUUUGAGCAAGCUCUACAACAUUUGGAUCCGAACGGUGUUUGCGAUCGACUAAGAGUACAGAAAUCGGACCAUAAAGAGGUAUGUUGCGGUGAAGAAAUUUUCAGGAUGCCACACGUCAUGCCCGAUGUCCCUCCAAAAACGAUGUUUUUUAGCGAAAUACAUUCAAAAACAAGUAGUCGCUUGCCGAAUUUCAAAUCACCACAGUCAAAGGAAAAGCUGUUAAUGGAAUGGGGAAACCUUACUUGGGAUUUCGGACCAAGGUAUGAGCGGAACGCUGCGUGCGUUCAAGCGUGGGGAUGCUUUCGGAAAUGGAACAACCUGGAAUUCUGGAUGCGAGCACCUUUAGGACCUCGGCAAGUCCCCCUUGAGAUCUACGAGACGUCCACGGAUGGACAUGCUGAAGAGCGUAGAGGUUUAAGAUCGAUGUUCGAAGAAGAGCAUGAGCGAUACCUUGACGUGGAAACCAGCGAGCAUGCCAACAAGACGACGAAUUUGUGCCAGAACACAGAGAUGAGUCAACGCUUUUCAGAGCAGUUCAUUUCUUUUGAGGAAUUUACGAGAAAGUACCUUCUAGGCUACAAUCUUCAUGGUAGAAGGAAUCCUAGAUAUCCCCAUCGCGUCGCUUACAUAGCGCAGCACAACCUCUUUGAGCAGAUCCCGUCUUUGAAAAAGGACGUCCCGUGGGCUCGCCGUGCUGAUGUCGCGAGCAUUUGGCUAGGAACCGCAGAUACAGUAACAGACCUACACUACGACUCGAUGGACAACAUCUAUCUGCAGGUCACUGGUUGGAAACAUGUGAAGCUUGCAAGGCCAAGCAUAAAGUAUUCUGGCUCAGCUGUUCCUGUAAUUGGUCUUUAUGACGAUAAGCUUGAACAGCUAUGUGAAAGGCGACGUCGAGGUUCAGAAAUGCCUAGAAAUGAAGGACAGUCCCCCUCCGCAACAGGAAGUAAACCCAAUAAAAAGAAAGCUGCGGGCUACAAUUUUUCACCACUGCGAGUCUUUGGUGAAGAUUCAGAGCAGCCGUUGUGCUUUUCUUUCCUUAUGGCUCCCGGUGACGUCCUCCUGAUCCCCAAGUACUGGUGGCAUGCGAUGAAGGCUCUGACGCCAAGCAUAAGCGUAAACUUCUGGAAUCGGGACUGAUUUUGGCCUACUCUAUUUGACUUUAUUUGGAAUUUUACUCUUGUUCCCGACUACCCGUAAUUCGAUGAAUAUUCGUCUUCUGCAGGAGCUUCUACUUUCUCCAGUGCUGCAUUAUCCAUG